Acanthoscelides obtectus is the source of this 545-nucleotide messenger RNA. Lineage: Eukaryota; Metazoa; Arthropoda; Insecta; Coleoptera; Chrysomelidae. The record is from the annotation of a GenBank genome assembly.
AUGACCCGAAUUAGAAGCGACUUCCACCCAUCUGGUCAUUGGAUUAAAAGUAUUUUAUCUCAAAUUGAGUAUGUUAGAAAGUAUAUUGCGAGUGGGUUGGUUAAAAGAUUCAUGGCGAGACUAUGAUUAAUUAAACAUCUAAAGUUGCACUAAUAAGUCAAAAAAAUAAAUUUGAUGCUACUAUAUUCCGUAAAUAAUCAACCUUAAAUAAUUGCGAGACCACCAUUUUAUCCAGAGGUCAACACUACAUCCGUAAACCAGGCAGCAGCGCUGGCCGCAGUAGUAGACUCUUCGGUCUCCUGAUCAGUCGUCGCGCGCUGUGCGGGUACAAAUCCCGUCCCAGGAGAAAUUUUUCUCUUGGCUAUGGAUGUUGUGAUUGUCCGUAGGUGGUAGACGGUCUCUGACUGUCGAACGCAGAGGUACCACCCGGCGGAUCUCGUAGGCGGGGCCAGGAUGUGUUCAUGUUGCAUGCACAAGUGUUCCCUCGCCAGAGUCCGUGUGGCGUUCCCCCUUUCCUCUGUAUCCCCCUAUAGCCCCACGGUACC